This is a messenger RNA of Mercurialis annua (annual mercury), 942 nucleotides long. RefSeq lists its product as uncharacterized. Bases 44 to 682 code for a protein of 212 amino acids. The record is from RefSeq and is a predicted model, not a curated record. The transcript has 3 exons. Lineage: Eukaryota; Viridiplantae; Streptophyta; Magnoliopsida; Malpighiales; Euphorbiaceae.
CGUGUCCAACUUGUCUAGGUGCGUUGAUUUAAACAGUUUAAAGAUGAUGGGCAUGAAAAGUCAUGAUUGUCAUGUCUUCAUGCAACGACUUUUGCCAAUUGCUCUUCGGGAGCUUCUUCCGGCAGAAGUGUGGGAGCCUUUAACAGAGUUGAGUAUAUUCUUCAGAGAGUUAACCGCCACAUCGCUGAAAAAGGCAGAUCUUCAGAGAUUAGAGCUUGAUAUCCCGAAGAUACUGUGCAAGUUGGAACGUAUAUUUCCGCCGAGUUUUUUUGAUUCGAUGGAACAUCUCCCCGUACACCUUCCAUACGAAGCUAUGAUGGCAGGACCUGUUCAGUAUCGUUGGAUGUAUCCGUUUGAAAGAUACCUGAGAAAACUCAAAAAUAAGGUUUCGAAUAAAGGCAGAGUGGAAGGAAGCAUUAGCAGCGGAUAUCUACUGGAGGAAACAGCAAAAUUUGCAUCUUUUUAUUUCAAGGAUGGUGAUCCGAUGGUACCAUGUCGGAUGCAAAGAAAUGAAGUUUGCGAAAUGGACGUUGAUGAUGAUUUCGACAGAUUAAAUAUUUUCAAACCAAAAGGGCGACCUGUAGGUGCUUGUCGGAACAGAUAUCUGGAUGAUGCUGAAUAUGUUGCUGCCCGAAGCUACAUCCUUUUGAAUUGCCCUGAAAUCGAACCUUACAGAGAGUAAGUCUUAAUAUACAAAUUUAAGUUCAGUAUUGAAGAAUUUGAUACAAAUUGUAUUAAUUCGCUCGUAUUCUUGUAAAAAGAGUUUUUGAAGGCGAGUUGUAUGAAUUCAACCCCGAAAUUACACAGACCGAAGUUGUAGUCAAAUUGGAGAGGGAAUUCGCCUUUUGGUUCGAGCAAUAUGUGAAAGACCCAACUGUCAGUACCAAUCCCUAUAUUCUAAGUCUUGCAAAGGGACCGCUUAGAUCGGUCAAAACAUUCAAG